CAAAGCCAUCCGCGUGAGAUGAAGCGACUUGAUGAACAGGGAAACGGACAAAAAUCUCUAGACCGCCAAUAAUCCCCAACUUAAUAUCAGCCUUGGGCCAUAAAAAGUUGAAAGGAGCAUAUCCCGAUAUUACUCUUUUAUUUUUGGUUUCUUUGAAUUCCGGGCCUUUAUCUAUUCCUUGUUACUUGAGUGUCCACCGUCAGUCACUCGACAGCUGAGGCGUCACCAUGAAUCGGUCCAUCGAGCUGGCGCUGGUGUCCCUGCUGCCAACGCACAGCGCAACACUGCCACAGCCUCUCUCGGAACUAGCGAGCUCAUUGCUGGCGCAGUCUCGGAUCCGCGCGAGCACCCUCAAGGCCGAAGAGGAAGUCGCGCGGCCGUACGCCUGCGCCCACAUCGCCUGCGACAGACUCAAAAUCACGCUCAACCUCCCGCCAAUCGACCCCCGGCCGCCCAUUCCCCCGCGCAUCUACAGGCGGCUGUACAACCACCUGGACAAGAUCCUGCCGGCCGUCUCGUCGUCCUCGGCCCCCGGCACGCCGAGCCGGACGACACCAGGAAAAGGCAGCAUCCGGACGCCGAGCUCGAGGCUGCGCCAGCAGCCGGGACCAGACGGUCAAGCGUCGCCGCUCGGUAGUUCCCCGUCGCGGUCCAGCCACCGCACCCUUGCUACUGCCACCACUAAAGCUGCUACUACUACCAUCACCAAAACCGCCCAGACACCGUCGCGCUCGCUCGCGCAGUUCCGCGGGACGCCCGCCUCGCACAAACGCACCCCCAAAGCCACAGCCGCCGACAACCUACCCGCGUGGGUGCGGGCGACAGUGCGGCACCUGAUCGCCGCGCUCGGGCCGCCCAGCAUCGGCCCCGUGGUGAUGGCGGGGAUGGAGUCAAUCGCGGCGGCGGCGGCCACGCGAGCUGCGCGCGGGCGCCAUGCGCGCGACCUUGGUACCGACACUGGCGGCGCCGACGGCUGGGUGCGCGACAACCUGCCCGCGCUGCUAGGCGCGCUGUACCUGUACGUGUGGCGGGCGGUGGAGUGGGCGGGGCGCGAAAUGGACGCGGCGGCGUACACGCGCAUGCGCCGGAGCGUGGCGGCGGCGCUGGCCGAGGCGCGCCUCGGCAGCGUCUCGGCGGGGAAACAGACUGCUGCUCCCGACGAGGAUGACACCAAGGACGAGGACGAGGGCGACGACGACGCGCUGUGGGAGGGCUGGCCCGGCCCCGCCAAGGUCAGCCCCAAGGACCUCGACGCGGCGGCGCUGCGCAUCAACAAGCAGGGCUGGCUGGAGCUGGACUGGGCGCGGGGCAUCGACGACCUGGUGGCGCGGGGCGAGGCUGCAUUGACAGAGGCAGAAGCGCUGGCGGAGGAAGACGAGAACAACAAGCACGAGGCACACGAGACGCUCCAGAUCAGGCGGCCAGACACCAUGUUCCAGGAGCGCUACGAUUACCUCAGUGAGCGCAAGAAACGGGACUAUGCCGUCUGGAGGGAGAAGGUCCUCGGGCGCAUCCACGAGCUAGAGCGCAGCCACGGCCACGGCGGCGGCCGGACGCCGCGGCGAGAUGUGGAUGCUAUGGAUAUUGACGAGUGAAAACUCUUGUGCUGAUGUUGGGGUUGGUUAGUAGUAACACAGGAUACUGUUACGUCUGCGGGAUGGGUUAUGGACGGCCUGUGAUCGAGACU
Messenger RNA from Lasiosphaeria miniovina, 1687 nucleotides. Its product is annotated as origin recognition complex subunit 6-domain-containing protein. Gene Ontology annotation, molecular function: DNA binding. The record is from RefSeq and is a predicted model, not a curated record. The transcript is spliced from 2 exons. Gene Ontology annotation, cellular component: nuclear origin of replication recognition complex. Bases 228 to 1595 code for a protein of 455 amino acids. Lineage: Eukaryota; Fungi; Ascomycota; Sordariomycetes; Sordariales; Lasiosphaeriaceae. Gene Ontology annotation, biological process: DNA replication.